Rhineura floridana is the source of this 2707-nucleotide messenger RNA. RefSeq names its product tetratricopeptide repeat protein 39A-like. The record is from RefSeq and is a predicted model, not a curated record. The transcript is spliced from 18 exons. Lineage: Eukaryota; Metazoa; Chordata; Lepidosauria; Squamata; Rhineuridae. Bases 100 to 1806 code for a protein of 568 amino acids. Gene Ontology annotation, molecular function: protein binding.
AGGGCGGGGCCCAGAGCGGCCGCUUCGCCUGCGUGUCGUCUUGCAUUCCUUAAGGGCUGCGGCCACCGCUCCAGCUUCCCGGUUGAGAUCGCUCCCAGCAUGGCCCGGGAAGGCGGCGGCGGCACGGGCAGCAGCAGCAGCUCCCUGGAGGCUGCCCUGGCUGAAUGCACAGAGGCACUGAGCUGCUUCCUGCGUAACCAGUUCAGCGAGAGCCUUGAGAUGCUGCAACCCAGGGCCAAAGAGAGCAUGUAUCAUGCCUUAAUCUAUGCCACCAUCCUGGAGAUGCAAGCCAUGAUGACCUUCGAACACGAGGAUAUUGUUCAUGCUGGGCAUACUAUGAAAGAGGCACAGGAGAUCUGCCAGAGGUUUCGGAGGAAAAGCACUGUGACCGGUUCCUUUUCCAGUCGGCUAGGUGGAGAUGCCUGUACUGAGGAGGAGCUGCAUGCUGAAGUGUGUUAUGCAGAAUGCUUAUUGCACCGGGGGGCCCUCACCUUCUUGCAGGAUGAAAAUAUGGUGAAUUUCAUAAAAGGGGGAAUCAAGGUGCGUAGCAGCUACCUAAUUUACAGGGAACUCAACAGUUUCAUCCAACCAAAUCAAUUGCCAGCAAGCUCUGCUCGUGCUCAUCUAGAAGGGGGAGUUGCACUGGGCGUUGGUGCCUUCAACUUGACUCUCUCUCUUUUUCCACCUCGGAUCUUGAAACUUCUGGAAUUUGCGGGGUUUUCAGGGGACAAGGAUCAUGGCCUGCGACAGCUGCAUCAGGGGGCCACCACACCCAACCUCCGGGCUCUGCUUUGCACAAUGUUGCUCCUUUGCUACUAUACCUUCCUUACUUUCAUCUUAGGGAUUGGUGAAGAUAAUUUUACAGAGGCAGAGGCCCUGCUGAGUCCAUACCUCACUCGCUACCCUAAGAGUGCCAUUUUCUUAUUCUUCUCUGGGAGGAUAGAGGAGAUCAAAGGAAACAUCAAUGAGGCCAUCAAGAAGUUUGAAGAGGGCUGCUCUGCCCAGCAGGCAUGGAAGCAGUUUCACCACAUGUGCUACUGGGAGUUGAUGUGGUGUUUUGCCUACAAAGGAAUGUGGAAAAUGGCCUACUUCUAUGCAGACCUGCUGAGCAAGGAGAAUCGCUGGUCCAAGGCUAUGUACGUGUACAUGAAAGCUGCCUUCCUUAGCAUGCUGCCAACAGAGGAGCCACGGCCUUUUGGUGAGGAGGAGGUUGAGCUCUUUAGGCAGGUUUCCUCCUUCAAGCAGAAGAUUGCAGGAAAAUCUCCACCCACAGAGAAGUUUGCCAUCCGCAAAGCAAGGCGCUACAAAGCUAGCGAGCAUGUUCCCCUGCCUGUGCCAGCCCUGGAGAUGAUGUAUAUGUGGAAUGGAUUCACUGUCCUGGGCAAGCAGCAGGAACUGCUAGAGGGGACUCUAGACACCUUGACGAAGGCUGAGAAGCAACUACAACAGGCACCAGCGAGAGAGUAUCAGAUGGAUGACCAGUGUCUGGUGCUACUUCUCAAAGGCCUAGUCCUCAAGCACUUGCACAGUUCAGCUGAGGCAGAGGCCUGCUUCAGUGCUGUCCAUGGCAGUGAGAAGAGGAUCCGGUAUGAUCACUACUUGGUACCGAAUGCACUGCUGGAGUUGAGCCUCCUGUACGUGGCACAAGGCCGGAACGAAGAGGCUGUGCAGCUGCUCCGUAGGGCAAAGAACAACUACAAGAAUUAUUCAAUGGAAUCACGAACACUGUUCCGGAUACACGCUGUAUUGUCCAAGCUCAAGGCCAGCCAGGAGGAAAAUGAUGCAGAUGGAACCAGCCCUUCAUAGAGAAUGGUGUUUCCUGCCUUCUGUCUUGUAAGAGGGGUGAACUCUUGUUCUUAGGAGCAUGUGGACCAAAGAGGCACCUAUCAAAGUACAACUUGGGAUGCUGCCUCUCUCCUUUGGUGGGUCUGUUUUGAAGAAAUGCCUUGUCACCAAUCUAAUGCUUGAUACUUUGUGUGUGGGAACAGAUGGGCUUUACCCAUCUGAAUUAUGGUGCCCAAGCCCAGGGAGUAGCUGGGCAAAUGUUGCUUGCUAAUCAGUGAAGUUGAAAGGAGAAGCCCAUCUUUAUUAGUCUCCUCUCUCAGGGUCCUACAAAUCAGGGUUAAGUUCUCCCUUCUCCAAUCUCAUCUUGACUUGGGAAUAGUCUGAAGGUGCAGUACUCUCCCUCUACCUUUUUGGUUUCCUAUCAUCUUUCCUUCUUGGUCACUGCUUGUUAACUUAGCAAGCCCACAGCAUCCUGGAACCUCAUGUCACAUUGGUGUUGAACUUUAGAGUUUCAGUCAUCCAGCAAGGAGGCCCAGCUUUGGCUGGAAACUGAGUUUAUCACAAGUGAUUAAAAUGGUAACACUCCUCUGUGGCCUUCUCUUUUUCAAAAGUGCAGACAGCUUCUUCUGUUUUGUACUGAUAUGAUCAGUCUCCAUUUAAAGACACAUUUCUAAAUGUUGGAAAGGAAAAACAAAUUUUGGCACAGGCUCUUAAAGCAGGAAACAGCCAGGCAUUUUUGUUGUACAUACAGGUGGUGAGUAUUUGAAGUUUUUUUGAAUGAAACCACCUCAAGUAGUAACUAGACCAGAAGCAGCUUCAAGCCAAGUGUAGACUGAUCUGUCAUUAAAUGUCAGCAUUGCCCAUGUGUAUGUUCAUUGCUGGUCAUUCUUCCUGAAAGUAGCAGAUGGACCUACUUCCUGAA